AUGGGUCAGCAAAGACAGAAAAGCAACAUCGAGGCUUACCUCGAAACCAAACGAAAGCUCCUUCCCGCCCGUCCCACUCCACACGACGCGCUCGCGAGGUCCACCGAGCAAGGCGUUUAUUUGAUUGACAUCAGGCCCACGAGGAAUAGAAAAGAGGAGGGACUGAUACCUGGAGCGAUCGUGAUUGACAGGAACGUUUUGGAAUGGCGUCUUGACCACACUUCUCCGUGGUCUAUCCUCGAAGCCCGCGAGCCUUCUUUCACCCCCAUCCUUUUUUGUAAUGAAGGCUACGCUUCUUCUCUCGCAGCACAGACACUCGUCGAGAUCGGAGUCGAGAGGGCAACAGACGUGGAUGGUGGUUUCAGGAAAUGGAAGGAUGAUGGUCUUCCCGUAUUAAAGGAAGAUUCGUUGUAA
Cryptococcus wingfieldii CBS 7118 is the source of this 414-nucleotide messenger RNA. RefSeq lists its product as hypothetical. The coding region runs from base 1 to 414 and encodes 137 amino acids. The transcript is spliced from 3 exons. The record is from RefSeq and is a predicted model, not a curated record. NCBI's taxonomy places the organism in Eukaryota, Fungi, Basidiomycota, Tremellomycetes, Tremellales, Cryptococcaceae.